AUGAGUGCAAAGCAACUCGGGGAUCUCAAACCGCUCUUUAUAGAAUGGUUGAAAGAUGAGAUCGAUGCAUGUGGGCCGCGGCAGGAGAAGAUGGCCAUGGUGUACUUUAGAGCGCGUGAAUCUCUAAAGCGCUUCGACCAGCCCAUUACCGAAACGGCCAAGGUACUGAAGGUCAAGGGGAUAGGGAACUCCAUCAAAAACAAGUUGGCAUCGAAGCUGGCUCAAUAUUGCCAGGAUAAUAACAUCCCUUUGGAAGACGCUGCUGCGCCAUCUCAUGUAGUGGGAAUUUCUGUGACGCGGGUUAGAACGGCUACGCAGGAGAAGGACGACCAGUCACCAAAGAGGAAGAAAAGGAAGUAUGUUCCGCGCAAGAGGUCCGGGGCGUAUGCAAUCUUGCUGGGUGCUCUGGAGCUUGGAUGUCCGUCGCGAGGGCUGACCAAAGAGGAGAUAAUAGACGCCGCCGCGAAGUACUGCGACGUCAGUUUUGUUUCUAAUCCACUGACCAGGGAAUUCUACAGUGCGUGGACCGCCAUUAAGGUGCUUAUAGACCACGAUCUGAUGCUGGAACAGGGACGUCCGCGGAGGUAUAUCGUUACAGAGGCGGGCGAACAAAUGGCGGAAACGCUGAAACAUGCGGAUUCAGUUAUAUUCCCAGAAGACUGCCCGUACCAGCGGCGACAACAGGCCCCUGAAUCUACCGCGGAGGACCACACGGAGCUAUCUGCCAGCUUGAGUGAACUGGUGCGCCAGGAACACUUGCCGCAAAAUCACUCUGGUAUGUGCUUUUCUUUCGAGCCGCCCUCAAGUGCGCCCUCUGAUUACUUAGAUCCGGGACAGAAGUCUGCGAACGUCGCAUCCUCUCCGCAUAGGCUGCGACCGCCCAUUGGACCUUCUAUCGACAUAGUUAAAGCCCGCUGGAAUGGGACGAGUUAUGAGCUAUGGAAGCCGGGCAGUUACGAUAUUGAGCUGUACAUUGAUCAUCGGGAGGUGCGCGCAAAGAGUGAGCGCGAUUUCUUCGUUAACGCGCUUCUGACGCGAGGAGUUACCGUGGAAGGCAAGGCCCUGGCAUUAGGAGAUAUGGUGUGGGUAGCUCGUCAUAGGGAUUCACGCAGCACUUGUGUACUGAACUUCAUGCUGGAGCGUAAAAGGCUAGACGAUCUUGCCAUGAGCAUUCGCGACAACCGUUUCAUGGAACAGAAAAACCGCUUAAAGAAAACAGGCUGCAAGCACAUCUUUUAUCUGGUCGAAGAGACUAGCGGCACAAAUGUCGCUGGCAUGGAGGGGGCGAUUAAAACAUCCAUAUGGAUGACCUAUGUCUACAGCGGCUUCCACGUGAAACGCACCCGCAAUGCUGAUGACACUGUGGAGUGGCUACAUGAUAUGACGUGCACUGUGCAGCGCUAUUAUUGUAGUAAAAGCUUGUUGGUGUUACGGCCAAGGGAGAUCGCCAACCAGGAAGACUAUGGUUCACUACUAAGUGCCUUCCGCCUCCAAUUCGAACGCAACAACACAUCCCUCGAGUGCUGUCACGCAUUUGAUUGCUAUCAGGAGGUGCUGGGAAAAACUGGUCUUAUGACUGUAAAGGAACUCUAUAUUCGCACGCUAAUGCUCAACCGCGGCGUAUCUCUCGAAAAGGCGUUGGCUAUUCAAUCUAAAUUUCCUACUCUCAGGUCCCUCAUGACCGCUUUCCGCAACUGCAAAUCAGAGGAAGAUGGUCGCCGCAUGCUGUACCUUGCUCUACUUGAUCAACCAGCUAGCCGCAGGGUCGGCAAGGCACUAGCUGCUACUCUUUGGGACACGUUUGGGCGCCGAUAG
This is a messenger RNA of Eremothecium gossypii ATCC 10895, 1815 nucleotides long. It is a transcript of the gene MUS81, whose product is annotated as Mus81p. Gene Ontology annotation, biological process: DNA catabolic process; resolution of meiotic recombination intermediates; mitotic intra-S DNA damage checkpoint signaling. The coding region runs from base 1 to 1815 and encodes 604 amino acids. Lineage: Eukaryota; Fungi; Ascomycota; Saccharomycetes; Saccharomycetales; Saccharomycetaceae. Gene Ontology annotation, molecular function: crossover junction DNA endonuclease activity; 3'-flap endonuclease activity; DNA binding. The record is from RefSeq and is marked provisional. Gene Ontology annotation, cellular component: Holliday junction resolvase complex; nucleus. The transcript has a single exon.